This is a messenger RNA of Lagopus leucura (white-tailed ptarmigan), 7429 nucleotides long. It is a transcript of the gene SENP7, whose product is annotated as SUMO specific peptidase 7. Bases 2173 to 5328 code for a protein of 1051 amino acids. The record is from RefSeq and is a predicted model, not a curated record. Gene Ontology annotation, molecular function: SUMO-specific endopeptidase activity. Gene Ontology annotation, biological process: protein desumoylation. Gene Ontology annotation, cellular component: nucleus; cytoplasm. The transcript is spliced from 24 exons. NCBI's taxonomy places the organism in Eukaryota, Metazoa, Chordata, Aves, Galliformes, Phasianidae.
UUAAUUCCCACACAAUUAAACUGGAAAUUCAGAAUAGCUUUUUCUUUUACAUAUUUAAAAACUAUUUGGCUUUUUCCUUUAGUAAUUUGCAAGCCUUUCAUGUGGACACUUAAACUGUUUCCCACUUCUAUAAAAGAUAAAACAGCUGAGAGGAAACAGCUACAUCAUUCUCUUGUAUCAGUUUGAUAACUGUAGGUUGCUAACAUUUUAUAACCCCAGCAAGUCACUCUGUGUAGCCUCACUGAUUUCGUUGGAUUUAAAAUUGCACAUUUGCAUACUUUGUGUAUUCCAGAAUUGUCCUUUUAUGCACUUAAGAAAUUAGAGUUUUGUUGAUCAUUUAGUCCAACUACAAAGCUGUCACCAUAGAAAGUACAAUUUAAAAGAUUGUACAGACAAGUGUUGAUAUAAGUUAACAUCUUUAUUUUGUGCAGCUUUAUAUGUCACAGCUAGCUGAAGGGAUAUGACCUAAAGCUUUCAAGAAGGCAUUUUUUUCCUCACGGUUAACUUCAUUUUUGAGAAACACAAAAAUACAAGUGUCUUCAAACUUAAAACUGUAAGUCUCUCCAUAGUGAAGGAUCUUAGUUGUAGGGAUGGUUAUGGAAAAAAGAGAUUACUAUCAAAACCCAAGUCAGUGUACCUUGAUUUACCAACUUUUGCUGCUUCGAGUUGCAAUAGGUGAACGUGUAAAGGCCGUGGUGGUCUUGGCUUUCAGGGUGCUGUUCAGGUACUUAAAGAUGGAACGCAAGCAGUAGGAAGGUGCUAAGCUGUACUUUUCAGUUCCAGCAGAGACAGUUGGACAAUUCACUUUGACAAGGGAGCCUACAGCUUUACCUAAAGGCUUAUUGUUUGAUACCCAUUCACGGCAGUGGUUCUGUAUCCACCAUUGUAUCUGCAGGUCAUUUCUAGCCUGAUGCUGUAUAUUGUGCAUGGAAUCAAUGAAUGCCACAGAAAACACUUUAUUCAUCACUUCCCAUUUUCUCUGCACGAGCAGAUCAAUGAACACCAAACCACCAUAGCCAUGGGCAAUGAAAGCCACAUACUUGGCUGCACUUUUAGAAAUGAAAUGAUCCCAUACAUAUAUGGUAUGCUCCUCUGGGCUACUGCUGCAUCGCUUGGUGAUCCACUGGCAGGAAUGCAUACAAGUCAGUGAUUCUUCUCUGGUAGAAUAGCUUAGCUUCUCCCUUUCAGUCUUCAAGUCAAUGAGAUUGUCAUUGGGAUUCAGUACAAUCACUCCCCCGUGGCUUUGAAGGGCCAUUUUGAUGAACGGUAUUUGUGUUCCAUGGUACAGCCCCUCACUGAUGAUUGUCUUGUGUCCCCACUGGCCAGCACGAAAAACUCCACGGUCCUGAAGAAGGACAAUUAUGCUAGAAGAACUUGUUAGUGCUUUCUCACUCAUAAAAAAGAAACUUCUUGGUUCAUCCUCUGUAGCAUCAGAAGGAAUGUAAACUUUUUGCAGUGCGCAGACUCUUUGCAGGAGCUCAUAAACAUACUGGGUAAUCAUAUGUCCUAAAACUUGAUAGCGUUUAUGAUUCUUCUCAUGGGUGUUUUUGUAGUAAUUGAAAACAAAGAAUUCAUUCGUAUCCAGAUGCCUCAGUUCCCCUUUUUCAUUAAAAUCAUACUUCAGUUCCUCUUGAUAAUCUGAACCCUCUACUAGUGUCCUCAAGCUUAGUUCAUGUCCUGUUUGUAACCACUGCAAAUUAAGAAAAUUACGCUAAUGUAAUAAUAGACCACCAUACAACAGUUACAUAAAGCAUGCUGUAGUGUAAUCAAUAUUUACAUGUGGUUACACACAAAGCAUUCACUGCUUUUGGUAAGCCUGCUCAAAAGCCAGAUUCCUUUUGCAACAGCAGUACACUGAUACAAACCUUUCCUUUGUAAGCACUUGUUCUAUAAUUUCUUGAACAAUUGAAUUUCUAGAACAAUUACUUGUUCUAUAAUUUCCACAAUGUGGAAUGACAGAAUUAACUAGUGUUAUCUGGGAAUAAGGAGAAAGGAGUCCAUGCCUCAAUUUUCCCCACAAGGUUACUACAACUGAAAAUGGAGACCAUCAUAUGAUUUUUCAAAUUGUGUGAUCAGUUGACAACAAUUAUGCUAGGAACAGCAUGCCCAUUUUCCCUUUGAGUAAAGUGCAGAGAAAGCAUUCUACAACAAACAGGAAAAGUGGAAAAAGUCAUGGAAAGAAGACCAUCACCUUCAAGUCAUGUCAGUUUUCGUAUACCAAAGAAGAAACCAAACAACAAGUCAGAGGAUGUUCAAGUUCAGUCCCCUUUGGCAAGGCUCCCAGGCUCUCAGCAUUGGGACUACCCUUUAAGAGAGUGGCGAUUAAGUGCCAGCAACAGAGACACUUCUACAAAAGGAAGAAGGCAAAGGGACUGUGAUAGAUGCAGCUCUAAUGAUGAAGAAUCAAUUGGGCAACCCAAAGUUAUCUUGACGAACGUCCUGAGGACGAAAAUAGGAAGAAAAUACACACAAGCACAACCUAAAACUGAUGCUAAUUUUUCUGAUGCUGGCAAGCUGCAGUCAAAUCAACCACCCUCAUCAUCUGUUGCCAGCCUAAAGAUAUGGCAAAUUUUAAACCCUGCUCUCCACAGCCCUUUUCUGUCUAAAAGGCAACCUCAAGUUAUCUUGACGAAUGUCCUGAGGACGAGAAUUGGAAGGAAAUACGUGGACAGUCAUAUAUUAAUUGAUUCUAAUUUAUCUGAUGCUGAGAAAUUACAGUUGGGUCAACUAGCUUCAUCAUCUGUUGCCAGCGCACAAACAUGUCAAAUAUUAAGUUCUCCUCAUGAAAGUUCUUUUCUGUCUGAAAGAUCAGAACAUUGCUUGACAAAGUCAGAUGGCAAUCUUUCUAAGGAACCAGAAAGAGGUAACGUUGUCUUGACUUUUAGAAGACAAAAGCUGGAGAAGAAAGAAAACAAGAGCUCUGAUGAACUAGAUAAGAAGAGAAAAAACAUGAACACUACCUCUCCUAGUUGGAAGGGAUCAAGCCCUUUGGAUUCUGAGAAAAGGAAAAGAAGAUUUAGUGGCCAUAUUUCUGAUGAUUGUAAAGAACACGUUCCAGAAAAAUUGCUUCUACAGUCUAAAGAGCAAAGAUUAAGUUCAACUUGCUCUUCUGGCUGCAGAAUUCCUUGUGAGGAUGAGCAAGAUCGCAGAUCUAACUUGGUGCAAGAUUGCGUUGCUCAGACAUUGGAGAGAAACUGUAAAGGCACUCCUACCAGUAAGCAAUUAAGACCUGUUCACUGCUGUUCAGAGGAGGCAGGCUCAGAGUCUGCUUCCAGUAAUUUGUCAGAAAAACAGCUUGCCACUAGUGUUUCACCUCGAGUUAGUACCAUCAGGAAGAUAAAGAUGGACACAUCACAGUACCUAAACAAGCUGAGGAACAGAAUCUGCGGGAGUAAUCAGCCACUUGUUUCAGCUGAUCCAAUUGUCCUCUCCAGUGAUGAUGAAGACAGAUCUUCUGAACCAAAGGAUGAAGAAGGACUUUCUGAACCAAAAUGCGUGGAACAACUGCAGGAUCGUAUUACUGAUGUUCAAGAAAUAGACCAACAGUCUGAUGACCGUUUCUCUGAAAAGCUAUUGGAAGAUAAUGUGGAAAGUCACACAGAACAGCUUUUAACAAAGUCAGAUGAAGAUAAAUGUCCUUCCAACUUGCCUUCUGGAACAAUACUUAGUGAAGAGGUGAAGCCAGGAUUAGAUUUUGAAUUUGAAAGCCUGUACAUUGGGAAUUUUAAAUGGUCAUCAACGGGUCCUGUUAGAUUUAUCACCAAGUAUAUUACAAUACCAUUUCAAGUGGCACUUAAUAAGAACGUUAAGCUGACUGUGGAUACCUUGGAUGUGAGAAGGUUUGGCUUGUGGAAAAAUGAUGGUGGCUGUUCUUCAACAACAAUAAUUUUCAUUUGGUUGUCUGUGGAUUAUUUAGAAAAGAUUGAAACCCAGUUAGGAAAACGUAUUAGCAGCGAACCAUCCAAAUCUAGUGAAUUUAUUUUUCUUGAACUGUCCCAACCACUCACAGAACAAGAAGUCGUCAGGCUCUCUGAAUUAAUUACAGAGAUAAGCAAGAAAAACAGGGCGCCAGAUCUCCCUGAAUUGUUAUCUUUGAAGCAAGCUUUACUCUUGUUUAAGGACUUGUCUCCUGAAGAGUGCUCUUUUAUAAGUUCCAGUGAGGAUCUGCUAAAGCAAUGUGCAACAAAAGAGAGUAUCUCAUUUGCUCAAGAGCCUACAUUUCAGAAACCAAAACCAAAAGUGGCCAGGCCCAGUUAUGCCCUUGCGAAUAAGCAGAACAGUGGUUGCUAUUCUAUCUCUCUAUCCUCUGCACUGAAUGAAGAAUGGAAAGAAGUAGGAGAAUCUGGAGCAGUUAAGAAUCUGAUUGUUUAUCCACCCCCACCUGCAAAAGGAGGACUUGGAGUCACAAGAGAGGACCUAAAAUGCUUAGAAUACGGAGAGUUUCUUAAUGAUGUCAUCAUUGAUUUCUAUCUUAAAUACCUGUUGUUGGAGAAGGCACCAAAACAUCUUGCUGAGCGUACACACAUUUUUAGCAGCUUCUUCUAUAAAUGCCUGACCAGGACAGAAAAAUUCUCUGAGGAAGAUCCCAAAGUUUCAGUGGCACAAAGAAGACACAAAAGAGUAAGAACAUGGACUCGUCACAUAAACAUCUUCAGUAAAGAUUACAUCUUCGUGCCUGUGAAUGAGGAGUCUCAUUGGUACAUUGCAGUUAUCUGUUUUCCUUGGUUAGAAGAAACUGUGUAUGAAGACUGUCCUCAUCAGAAUUCAUUUAAUCUAUCUCCACUUCAGUCAGAGAACAAGAGUGAGGACUCUGUAAUUGGUUCAGCGUUGCCCUAUCCUGAAGAAGAAAUGGAUGCAAACAGAUUUUUUUCCUCCAAAGGUGGCAACGAAUCCGCUGAUUCUGCCUCAGUCCUGGAUUCAGGUAUUUCUAAAAUCUCCCUAAAUAAUUCCAAGAGGCAAAUUUGUAAAAGGCCCUGUAUACUGAUCUUAGAUUCUUUGAAGGCUGGUUCUGUGCAGAAGACAGUUCAGGUUUUGAGAGAGUAUCUUGAAGUAGAAUGGGAAGCUAAACGAAAAACACAUCGUGAAUUCAGUAAAUCAACAAUGGUUGACUUUUAUCCAAGAGUGCCUAAGCAAGAUAACAGUAGCGACUGUGGGGUGUAUUUGCUACAAUAUGUGGAAAGCUUCUUCCAGAAUCCCAUAGUUGACUUUGAACAGCCAGUGCAUCUGGAGAAGUGGUUUCCUCGUCAGCUGAUUAGAAGCAAAAGAGAAGAAAUCCAAGACCUGAUCUUGCAAUUGCACUUUCAACAGCUCAGAGGCAGCAGAAGCUAAUAAAUCCUAUCUACCAGAACUGGCAGAGAUCUAUCUCUCUAUAUAGGUAUAAAGUACCUGGAACUCUGCUUCGCAGCAUUUUGGCUCUGCCUCCCUUGCAAGAAAGAAAAAAAAUGUUUUUUUUGUUUGUUCAUCAUGUAUUUAUGUAAACAAUUAUUUUACUUAGGGUUCAUUGAUGAUAGAAUGCCACUAGAGGGGGGAGGGUUGUAGAUAAGUGUAAAUAUGUAAGUUACAGCUAAUGCAUGUGACUUGCUAAUUUUUUUAACUUGGAAUAUGAAAAUGUGUACAGGUAUGUGCAACAAAGAUGUAAAAAUAUUUUGAUCUUUUGGAGCCUGUUCUUUACAAUUCUAUAUAAACUUUACAGAGUUGGAUGAGCACAUAGGAGUCAGGCCCAAAGAUGGGUUUUUGAGCUUUUACUGUGUCUCUUUCUACUCUGCAGUUCAUGCAGAUAGAAUGAAUACUAUGUAUUGUUUUAAUUUAAGGAUAUAAUAUUGAUUCUCUUUAGAGAUUUUUUGUUGCUGUUGUUCUGUUUUGUUUCUGAUAAUAUACAGAAAUAGUUUGCAUUUAUCAGAAUAUUCUGCUGGGAUUUGACACUUCUGGGUUUUAAUUGUUUUCCUCCCUACAUUUCCAUCAUAAAAAUUUAUUUGCUUGACAGUGAAUCUUGAAAUCUUUUGAAGUCAGAAGUGGGCUCUUCUGAAUGUCCUUUAUGAUAACUCUUUUCUUGUCAGAUUUUAGAAAUCUUGCUCUCAAAAUACAUGCUGGUACAGUAUAUGUAGGCAAUAGAUUUUUCUCCUAAUUAGUUUAUUUUUGGGAGUUACUCCUGUGAGUCUUAAAGGCACCGUUUGCAUUAGAAAAGCAAGUCGGUUGUGGCUCAAUAAGAUUGAGAUAUUUGAGAAAUACGCAUGUUUUCAUUUAGAAAGGAUGUGGCUAUAUGUAAUAUGUCUUUAAGACAUGUUGCUUCUAUAUAAGACAUACAGAAUUUAUACUUUUCUUGGGAGAAUUGAGUAAAGGCGCCCAAAUAUUUGAGUGUUUGAACUCAGGACUUGAUUUGAUAAACUAGCGCAAGUUUAUCAUGGUCUGUAUGCAUAUUUAUUUAGUUUUUAUCAGACAGUUGUGGAAAACUUUAAUAACGUUUUGGUAUGCACACACUUUUUCCUGUGGUUGUUACAUGAUAGAUGGUGGCUGUUUUGAGUUUUGAUGGUGGCUUUCUCCUAUUACCCACAGUAAGUUACUUAAAUGUCACAGUACUCCCAGAAGAACCGUGUUGCAGAUAACCACCAAAGCCAUUUGUAUAGUAAGUAUAUCUGCAAAACCAGAGGUCUCAAAGGAGGUAGGCUAAAAAAUCCAAGUAAAAAUUGAGGGCAUCCCAAAGAUGUGGACAAAUUUGUAGCGUGGCAGAAUUCUCAGGGCCCCUUUCCUCAAGGCAACUCUGACACCUUUGCAUUUGGAAAAUCCAGUCAUUACUGCAGGUUCUACGCAGUCAUCCAGAAAAACCUGACAAAAAACAGUGUUGUUUCUCAAACCAGGAAGCAUUCUUUCUGAAGAGCAGAAACAAUUUCAGAACAUAAUUUGCUGAGCGCAGUUACUUUUUGUGUAACUGUGGGCAGCCUAGUGCACUGGUCUUGAUUUUUUGUUUUUUUUUUUUCAUUUCUAGUUCAGCUCAGUAGUUUAUCACGACUCCCACCAAUGUCUGUCACUCUCGUCACAGAAAUUUGUAUGACUUUUAUCCCACAAACCUCAUCACCACCAUUUCUCACUCCCAGGGAUAAUCUUUGUAUUUAUUGUAAGAGAUAAAAUUAUAAAAUGCAGAAAUGUGUGCUUUUUCUCCACACCUUUUUAAUGGAUGAAAUAUUUUCAGUGUUCCUUUAUUAAGAAUACUUCAGACUUUUUCUUACAUUAAAAUUGGUUUAUAUCAUAAAACAAUAUUUAUUCUCUUUUAGAUUAACUGGUUUAUACGUAGAUAUUUAAAAGUAAAAGAUAUGUAUAAACUUUUCUAAAUUGGUUUUAUAACAGCAAAGGAUUGACUUUGUAGGCUAAUGUUAACAAUGUGCUAUGGGGAUGCCGAUACAUUUGAUAAUAAAAACCUCCAGAAGUUACCAAA